AAAAAAAACUCGAACCAUGAGAGCCGAUUGUCAUAGAAAUGUCCAUAUACAAUACAGACACCAUCAGUGCGGCCACAAGUGAAUUUGUGUGUGCGGCUUUCUUCGUAUUCUAUUGAAAUAGUUGAAAAGUUAUGAAUAAUUGAAUGACAGUCAACUGAUAGAAAGAAAACGUAAUAGAAACGUUUUGUGUUCAAUUAAAACCAAAGAAAAUUUAGUGUAACCAAAAAAAAGCCAACAACAAGUGUAAAGUGAAGAAAAAAAAGAAGAAAAAAUGGGACAGAAAGUGUCACGUACAGAUUUUGAAUGGGUGUAUACGGAAGAGCCGCAUGCAUCACGUCGCAAGAUAAUUCUUGAAAAAUAUCCGCAAAUCAAAAAACUAUUUGGUUAUGAUCCGAACUUCAAGUAUGUUGCCAGCGCAAUGGUAUUGUUGCAAUUCGCAAUGAUGUUUAUUAUGAAAGGACAAUCUUGGCCGAUUACUUUGAUAGUUGCGUAUUGUUUUGGUGGUGUUAUAAAUCAUUCACUUGCAUUGGCCAUACAUGAGAUUGCACAUAAUUUGGCAUUUGGUCAUGCCCGACCGAUGGCAAAUCGUAUGUUUGGAUUCUUUUGCAAUUUACCGCUUGGCGUUCCGAUGUCGGUGUCAUUCAAGAAAUACCAUUUGGAACAUCAUCGAUAUCAAGGCGAUGAGGUGAUUGACACAGAUUUACCCACAUUAAUUGAAGCAAAACUAUUCGAUACAACAUUUGGUAAAUUCUGUUGGGUUUGUUUGCAACCACUUUUCUACCUAAUAAGACCAUUGAUCGUCAAUCCAAAACCACCAAACCGUUUGGAAGUGAUAAAUGCCAUCAUUCAGAUUAUUUUCGAUGCAUUUGUCGUUCAUUUUUUCGGCUGGAGAGUACUGUGGUAUUUGAUUAUUGGCACACUGUUGGCAAUGGGAUUACAUCCAGUUGCUGGCCAUUUCAUUUCCGAACAUUAUAUGUUUGCCAAAGGCUUUGAAACAUAUUCGUACUAUGGACCAUUGAAUUUUAUCACGUUCAACGUUGGCUACCACAAUGAACACCACGAUUUUCCGGCUGUACCAGGCUCUCGAUUGCCAGAAGUUAAACGCAUUGCUGCCGAAUUUUACGAUGAUAUGCCACAGCACAACAGUUGGAUACAAGUUUUAUACGAUUUCAUCAUGGAUCCACAGGUUGGCCCAUACGCCAGAAUCAAAAGAAAAGCAAGAGGCCUUGACUAAUAGACAACAUUUUUUAUAAACGAUUUUGCACAGAGAAUUUAAAAGUUAACUAAACACUAACCGUAAAUAUUUUGUAAAAAACAAAACAAGUGAAUAUAAAAUAAAAACACAACUAGGUUUCAAUGUACAAAAUAUAUGGUGAAUAAUAAAUCAUAAAUUCUACUGGAAUUGUUAUAAAUAAAGCAAUUCAAAACAUUGUGCUAUUUAGAUAGAUUAAUGGGUGAAGUUUCUAUUUUCUAAACCAAUAAAAGAAAAAGGAACACUAUGAAACAUAGAACAUGCAAAAAAUAAAUAAACGGGUACCAAAUGCAGUCAGAUAAAUGUUGGAUGGCUUUACGAAGAGAAUUAAAAAUAUUUUUGCAGUGUAAAAUAAAAAAUGUAAAUAUAUUCUGUUGAUUCUGUUCCGAAUUUAAGUAUUAAGUGAUUGCUUGCAUGGACAAAAAAAUGAAAACGAAGAUGUUAGAAGUGGCGAUAAAAUAUUUAUUAUUGUUUUACAUUUUGAAAUUGGUUCAAACGAAAAAAGAAAAAGAAAUAAUACACAUACACAUAUUUUGAUCUUGGAUUCUAUUUAUUUAAUAUCUUCUAUUCAAACGUGCAAACAAUAUCAGCCUUUAGCUAGAUAAAAUUAAAAAUAAUAAAAUAGAAAUAUUUUUUAAACGAUACCAACGAAUAGCCUGAAUAAACAAAAUUCCCAAAACAAUUUA
Messenger RNA from Contarinia nasturtii (swede midge), 1938 nucleotides. It is a transcript of the gene ifc, whose product is annotated as sphingolipid delta(4)-desaturase DES1. Gene Ontology annotation, cellular component: membrane. Gene Ontology annotation, biological process: ceramide biosynthetic process. NCBI's taxonomy places the organism in Eukaryota, Metazoa, Arthropoda, Insecta, Diptera, Cecidomyiidae. Gene Ontology annotation, molecular function: sphingolipid delta-4 desaturase activity. The record is from RefSeq and is a predicted model, not a curated record.